AUGUUAAACGAUUUUCAUCAAUUCUUGGAAUUCACACGGGAUCGUAGUCUUCAUCAAGCACGUACAAUAAGUAGUAACGAAAUAGUUAAUCAAAAUCAGCAUACACCUACUUGGAUUCAUUCUUAUGAUCAACAUAAUCGGAAAGAAUCAACUCCAAAUACAAAAUGUAGCCAUCCUCACAAUGAUAGUAAUGAAUCUAUCAGUUCCGCUCCGAAGCAGCAUAAAGUACGAGAUAACAACGACCAUACCAACAGAUUUACCGGUAGGGUAGGUGCAGCAACAACAACAACAACAACAACAACAACAACGACUAUAAAUCAACAACUAAGUGCAUCAAAUAUUCCAUUUGAUCAACUAAAAAGAGCUGUUUCAUCUAAUCUUCCGUGCUUCUUUAUUGAUUUUGAACAAACAGCAAAUACUAAGAAACCACCAUCGGCGUUUGAAAUUAGAAAUUUAAUUGAACAAUAUUUUAAGGAACAUAAUGUUAGAAUUCAACCAUUUUCCUUAGUCGGUUGGUCCGGUAAACGAUUGAAACUGGGAGUGAACAACAAGGAAGACUAUGUAUCAUUAGUUAAUACAGAAAAUUGGCCAAAUGUCAUAGACAAUAUACCAAUAACAGUAACAAAACCAAAAUAUAUUCCAGACUGUUUCGCGUUGGUAGUCCGCUAUGUUCCAGUUGAAUUGGAGAUAGAAGCUGUACGCGAUGAAAUCAAACGUACUAUUACGUCAGCUGACAACAUUAAACACAUUAACUAUGCUUAUGCAAGGAAAACUAAUGAUUUUCGUUUCACGGUAGCAGAUUUAUCAGAAUAUAAUUCAGCUCUUAAAUUAGGUCGAAUUUCAAUUGGGGAUCAUUGGCUAUCAGUCACUCCAUUCUUAACAGGAAAUCGAAUGACCUAUUGCACCAGGUGUUGGAAGAUUGGUCACAUUAGGGAUCAAUGUAAGACAAUUACUCAACGAUGUCGGGUUUGUUUACAAGAAAUAACAAAAAGGGAAGAGCAUCGAUGUUCAAAUACAGCAAAAUGUGCGCAAUGUGAUGGAGACCAUCAUUCAUUAAACAGUCAAUGCUCAGUUAUUCGUAAUUACAGAGCUGAACUAAAGGAAGAGGUGAAGACAGCUAUCGAAUCUGGUAAACUACAAAGGUAUGACAACGCGAAGCAACCAGGUUUUAGUAAUAAAAAUCAAGAUUUUCCUGCGUUUAAUGAAGAGGAUAAAUUCCAGCAACAUCAGCGCAAUACAUGGUUUCGCAAUCAACCGGAAGCUCAUCGUAAUGUGGAUUCCGAAACUACUAAACUACUCUCAAUUCUAAAUGAAAAUAUAACAUUAAUGCGCGAAAGUAGUGAGAGAGUAGAAGAUAAACUCGUAAAAACUGAAGCUAAAUUAAAUCAAACAGCAUUGGAUUCGACAUUAUGCGUAUCUACUUUGGAGAAAUGGAUGGUGAAUCUUCAAGUAUUAGUAGAAAAAAUUAUAUGGCCGAUAGCAGCUCAACUCAAACCAAAUUUAGUUAAAGAGCUCGAGCCUUUGCUAGAUAAAAUGGGCCAGAUUAGACUUACGAUGGGUACUGAUUAUAAUAGUAGACGUAAACGUGCUGAAUCACCUCCGAUCCAAUCAAACUCAUCAACAUCGAAGGAACCUAUCAACGAAGCAGUACCAAACACUAUCAAACCAAAAAAAAAAUGA
Molecule: messenger RNA, 1680 nt
Organism: Adineta steineri
Lineage: Eukaryota; Metazoa; Rotifera; Eurotatoria; Adinetida; Adinetidae
Source: the annotation of a GenBank genome assembly